Messenger RNA from Poecilia reticulata (guppy), 2323 nucleotides. The record is from RefSeq and is a predicted model, not a curated record. NCBI's taxonomy places the organism in Eukaryota, Metazoa, Chordata, Actinopteri, Cyprinodontiformes, Poeciliidae.
GCCUCUCUCUUUCAUUGUUUCUAACUUUUACACUGUGACUUUCCUGGAACAUUCCACUAUGCUUCAGGGAUUUAAGCCCUUUCACUGCUUGGUGAUGGAAGCUAAUCUGAAACGUUAAUCACAUCAGGGGCGGAUCUACAGGGGUUGCAUGGGGUGACAGGUGCCACCCCAGCUGAGAGCCUUGCCACCCCUGUUGCCACCCCAGCAACAGGGGCGACUGAACUCAAUAAAGAGUUAUGGCAAAUCGGACAUUAAGCGCAUGGAUCUCUUUUUUCCGAGAACCUUGAAUGCAACAUGCAACCUGACACCUACUGCUAAGUAGAGGAAAAUGCGAGAGGAACUGAACCCGAGGCAGCAGCAUUGAUACAUAUGGAUGGAUAUGUGUUACUGGACUGGGCUUUACGUGACUUGUCGUGCACCACGCGUGCGCCAUUGCUGUCCAUUGAGUCAGGAAUAUCGGUGGUCAGGAAAAUACCACAAUCACGCAAAGAAUCUGAAAAAUGGACGAAAUGUUUAGCGGUCAAUUCAACCCUAUGACAGGGUUUCACAUUUAACAGGUGAGGAAAAAGUUUUAAUUUAAAGAAAAUAUUGGAAAAAGUGAGCAGUGAGUCAGUUAUGUUAGCUUAACUGUUGCUGGCCCACUAUUGACUUUUGAUAACAACACGUGCUGCUCAGUUCCGUUAGCACUAAAAUAGGACAACCCGCACACCAAGUCAUCAGCAGAGCAGCGCUAAUCAACCGCCGCUGUGUUCAGGCGAAAAUGUAUUAAUAAUGACAAUAUAGACACCAAGCCUGACAACAUAAUGCGCCCGCAUCAUCAUGGCGUGCAGAGACGUGGAGAGGGCCGAGGAGGCGCGGAGCGACAUCUUGGAGGACACGGGCAAUGAGAACAUCAUCAUCAGGAAGCUGGAUCUGUCCGACACAAAGUCCAUCAGGGCUUUUGCUCAAAUUAUUAACAGAGAAGAGAAGCAAGUGAAUAUCUUGAUAAACAAUGCAGGCAUCAUGAUGUGCCCUUACUCCAAGACUGUGGAUGGCUUUGAAAUGCAGUUUGGAGUUAAUCAUUUGGGUCAUGUCCUCUUAACCUACCUGCUGCUUGACCUCAUCAAAUGUUCAGCUCCGGCCCGCAUUGUCGUUGUGGCGUCGGUGGCCCACACUUGGACUGGCCUUCGACUUGAUGACAUCAACAGUGAAACGAGUUAUGAUGCUAUGAAAGCUUACGGACAAAGCAAACUGGCUAACGUCCUGUUUGCACGCUCUCUUGCCAAACAGCUACAAGGAACUGGUGUAAGUGUCUUUUCUCUGCACCCUGGAGUGGUCCAGUCUGACCUGUGGCGACACCAGCACCAGUGCAUACAAGUGGCAGUGAAGAUCUUCCGGAUUUUUACCAAGACAACAGUGGAGGGAGCACAGACCACCAUCUUUUGUGCUGUGGAACAAGGCCUGGAGAGCCAGAGUGGAAACUAUUUCAGUGACUGUGCGCCUGCACGCUGCUCAAGGACUGCUGCUAAUGAUGACUUGGCCCAGAGGCUGUGGGAGGUGAGCUGCAACAUGCUUGGCAUCACCUGGCAGUGAAGAGCUGCGGAUUAACUACGUGUCAUACAUAUCACAUGUCGAAAGCACUGUUAUGCACUUUUAUGAACCUACGACUCGUUUGAGAAUUUUGGCCGUUCUGAGUGAGGUUGAGUGUGAAGCAACGAGGGCUUCUCCAAGUUUUUCUUUCAUUUUCCAUCAACGGAAAGAAAUCACAUGUCGAAUUUAAUCAGCAUUUACUGAAUUAUUUCCGAUGUAAAACCUUUUAAAGCAUUCCAGAUACAUAGAAGUUCUAAGUAUUUAUUUGUUGUGUAUCUUGUACUAAAACGGUGCUUUGUCAUGAGAAUCAGUCAGCCAGUAUGUUAUGCUUUAAUUUAGUUGAAUCAGAUCUGAGCAGCAAUUACAUGUUAUUGCUGUUUACAUUUUUUUAUUACUAAGAUGGAAUGUAGCAUUUGCUUAGCUAUAUUGCAACAAAGAGACUCAAAAAUGCUUUUAUAAGUCUAUUUACUCAGCAUUUUUAUUAUUUGCAUCAUUUACAUGUUAGUUGUUUUCAAAGAAGAUUCCGUGAACUGUUACUUAAAGAUGUUGCCGAUGGUAUUACUUCAAUAGAUACUUACACAAAUAGUCUAAUUUUAAUUUUUUUUUAAAGAGUCAGUGAAGACAGAUUCCCCUGAAGGUAGAAUGUGUUGAAAAUCUUCUUUUGUUAGAAUCUUUGUUCCCUUUGUAAAGCUCUUUGUACAUCUAUUGAUCAGUAAAAUUCCAAUCCAUGUAAACAGUUUUAUAUCGAACUGUA